This is a messenger RNA of Paramacrobiotus metropolitanus, 2047 nucleotides long. RefSeq names its product RUN domain-containing protein 3B-like. Lineage: Eukaryota; Metazoa; Tardigrada; Eutardigrada; Parachela; Macrobiotidae. Bases 407 to 1648 code for a protein of 413 amino acids. The transcript has 8 exons. The record is from RefSeq and is a predicted model, not a curated record.
AGAACUUCAGAUUUGGCUCUAUUUGUGCAACGUUGUUGUUUGGUUUUUAAAAACUGCAGGUAAUUUAUUUUUGGAACAUUUUGAUUUUUGAUUCUAUUUUGGUGUGGCACUGUAGUUACAGUGCUGCUUAAAAAUAGACACGUCACACGUCGUUAUAUUUUGGCCGUAUGAUCGUUAUACUUUUGUUGUUACGUUAAUUCUCUCCUGUUAUGUGCUGUUGUUGACUACUCACUGAAACUUCGAGGCAUAGUCACGAUAGUGCCUGGCACUGCCUGCUAAUGAGAUUUGCCAGUUUCAGUUGACUUUAAGCACUGUUGUUUAAGUCAACGGAUCUACUAACGAUACCUUUACAUGGAUACUGGAAUGAUGGAGAUUUAGCACAUUUUAGAAAGCGGAAGCGUCAAACAUGGCCACCAGACGAAAUCUUCCCCAGUCCGAAUACGCGAAACAGCGCAAAAAUCUGCUUCGCGUUUGUGGAAUGGCUUUGAAAAGUGUAGUGGAUAAAUACUGUUUCGAAGGUGUGCUUAGCGAUGCGGAUACGGAUGUGCGAAAUUUACUGGUUAUUCUGGAGAAUAUCUUAAUGCAUCGGUGCAAAUCUCAAGGAGUGAAGUGGUUUUCGGAAGAGACCCCUUCAUUUUGGCCCUGCGUAGUUGCGUUGUGCUCCAAGAUGAAGCGCAGUUGUGUGCCGUGCAUUGCCGAAAUGGGCAGCAGUUUUUCGGGAUUAGCACUGGGGCGUAUUUUUCUCCAAAUGGCACUGAUGGAGCGUCGGCUGUCGGAAUAUCUCGGUGAAAUGGUGGCCUCGGAAUCCCGAGAUGCCAUGCUCCGGACAUACGAAGCCGAUGCGUUCAUGCUGAAGGACGAAGGCGCUGCACUACCGCACAUGUGUUUGGGACUGAAUGCUAUCGACUUCAGUUUUUGUCCAAAAGGGGAAGCCCUGACAUAUCCAUAUGUGCCAUGCAUUGAUUUUGCACCGUACUUGGAUUUUACGCCAUGUUCUCAAGCUGUUCUGGAUGACGAACAUGAACAGGCUGUUUUGAAUGGUGAAAUCGAAAGAACGGAAAUCUGCACCGAUCAACAAGGCCCGGCAAAUGAGGCCGAUUGGAAAACAAAAUAUCAGAAAUUAUACCUUAAAUUCAAAGAUCUCUCCCAUCAGAAGAAUUAUGCCGAAGAAAUGCUAAAUCUCAAGCAAGAACGCAUCGAAAAAUUGGAGAGCGAACUAGCGAAUUAUCGCGUUGAUCUGGAUACGGAGCGGAUAUCCCAUCAGCGCGAUGUCGGCAGCCUCCAGGAAGUAGUCAUGGAGUUGCAGACCCAAAUUCGAUCAGGACGAGAAAGAAGUGUCAGUGAUCGACGCCGUUUGGAACUGUAUCUCACAGGUCUCUCAACGAGUGGGAAAUUCCAUGAAGCUAUUGCACUGGAAGACAUGACGCAUCAGCGAAGAUUGUCGCUCACCAGCAGCUUUGAUAACGGUCGUCAUGGGUCGCCUUAUGGUAGCCUCUGUGAUGGUGUGGACAGCGUCCGAGAAGGAGUGGAUGCACUGGAACGGCUUGUCUGUACGCCGUCGCAUCCGGGAAAACGCCUCGACCGUGAUUCUGACAGCUUGCGACCUCUUUUUGGCUCUUCGUCCGAUGUUUCGUUGCUAGAUAAUUGAGUUGGUCGCACUAUAUUUUCCAGUAUUUUACUUUUUAUUGAAAUUUUUCGGUGUUUUAAAAGAUUCGCCUUUUUGAGUUUUGAUUCGGCUUCCGCUUUUAAUGUGAUCUUGAAAUGUUUUGGCUUGCCUGCAUGCCAAACAGCUCACACCUUUUUUGUGGCUUUCUGUUUAAUAGCUCAACGUGGAUACCAUCACGUCUUUGCUUUGUUCCACAUUUCUUUCUGAUCGGUUGAUGGCAGAUGAACAGAAUAAUUUUGAUAAGCGAAUUAUACGUUUUUCUGGAUCUUGCUCGCGUAACUUUGAUUUUUAUCCCAUCGAGGUAACUGUAAUCAUUUUAAUUUACUUUUAUCUGGGUGCUUCUCGGCGUAGUCAAAAGAAAACUGUUUGUAUUUGCAUGUA